This is a messenger RNA of Venustampulla echinocandica, 669 nucleotides long. RefSeq lists its product as uncharacterized. The record is from RefSeq and is a predicted model, not a curated record. The coding region runs from base 1 to 669 and encodes 222 amino acids. The transcript is spliced from 2 exons. Lineage: Eukaryota; Fungi; Ascomycota; Leotiomycetes; Helotiales; Pleuroascaceae.
AUGGUCUCCGACACGAAGAAGUUACUGGAUGCCAACGAUUUCGAGAAAGGCAGGUGCCCUCUAAAGCGACUCGACCACGAAAUGGGCGACAACGAUUUCCUCGCCACCUUUGCACCGAUCGACGUCGUCACUGUUGGCGGUUACCUCGCGGUGACCUACUUCAAGAAUCGCGAGGCGACAGGGGACCUUGAUUACAUGAUUGAUCCUCAAUGGGCUCAAGAUGAUGAAAUCAAGUUCCCGCGUAAAUUUGCAAUAAAGUCGGUGGCGAAGAAGGAGAAGUUCGAAUUCGACUGGAUGAAUGAUGGCUUGGAGAUUUGGACAACCCCAGCAGCUAGCAAGACCAUUUUUGAGCGAGCUUAUGAGCAGAACAUACUCCUCUUCGAUGGGCAGUCAAUUAGGGUUUGGGCGGCUCCACUUGAAUGGGCACUAGAAAGAAAGCUUAGAAGGACUGCGUAUUCGGAGCGAGGAAGUAAGACAGUUGAUAUGGAAGAUGCUUUGGCUCUUUUCAAGCACUUCAGGGACGCGAACGGAGGGCCUUUGGACAUGGAAUCUUUUCGAAAUCUCAACUUGAAUGGUUUCGAUUUGGUGCCCGAACACAAUCAUAUGGAGAAGGUAGCGGCUAGGUACCAGGACAUGUACAAAGAGGAGUUGUUCACUUCCAGCGGUUAG